This is a messenger RNA of Rattus norvegicus (Norway rat), 8227 nucleotides long. Lineage: Eukaryota; Metazoa; Chordata; Mammalia; Rodentia; Muridae. The record is from RefSeq and is a predicted model, not a curated record.
CUAAGAUAGACAAUUAUUAAUAAGUGGGAUCUCCUGAAACUGAAAAGCUUCCAUAAGGCAAAGGGCACUGUCAUUUGGACAGAGCAGUAGCCCACAGAAUGGGAAAAGACUUUUUACCAACUCCACAUCCCUUAGAGGACUAAUAUGCAAAAUAUAAAACAGAAGUCAAGAAACUAGACAUAAGAACCCAAGUAUCCAAUUAAAAGAUGGUACAAAUCUAAACAAUUCUCAAUAGAGGCUGAGAAACAUUUAAAGAAAUGUUCAACUCCCUUGCCACCAGGGAAAUGCAAAUCAAAACUAUUUUGAGAUUCCAUCUCACACAUCUCAAAUGGCUAAAAUCAAUAGCAUAAGUUGAUAGCUCAUGCUGCUAAGGAUAUGGAAUAAAGGGAACAGUCAUCCAUUGCUGGGGGAGUGCAAACUUAUAUAGCCACUAUAGAAAUAAAGAGAGUGGUUCCACAGAAAGGAAAACACCUACCUCAAGACCUAGGUAUACCACUCCUAGGUGUAUACACAAAAGAACUCUACAUCCUACUACGGAGGCACUUGCUCAACCAUGUUCAUUGCUACUCUAUUCAUAAUAGCUAGAAAUUGGGAACAACCUAUAUGUCCUUCAACAGAAGAGUGGAUAAAGAAAAUGUGGUACAUUUACACAAUGGAGUAUUUCUCAGCUUAAAAAAAAAAAAAAACGACAUCAUGAAAUUUGUAAGCAAAUGGAUGGAACUAGAAAAAAAAAUCAUCCUGAGUAAGGAAACCCAGACAUAGAAAGACAAACAAGGAUGGCAAUUAACUCUAGCUCCAAGCUUCUCUCAGGAAUGACAUCAGUGCAAAAGUUUCUGAGUUCAUCACGAAGCAUCAUGUCCCUACUUUUGUUUGGUAUAGAGCUUUAACCAUCAAGUUAUUACCAUCUGUUUUCAUGGAUAUUAGAGAAAAUUCAGUCAAAUUACAUUUUAAAUAUCUGCUAGUAGUCAUUCAUUGUUCAACCAAGAGACUGCCUGCAUAAGAAAUUAGCUAGGAAUCAUUUAGCAUAAAGAAUUAUUGACCAGGCUGGAGAGAUGGCUUAGUGGUUAAGAGCACUGACUGCUCUUUCAGAGGUCCUGAGUUUAAUUCCCAGCAACCACAUGGUGGUUCACAACUAUCUGUAAUGGGGAAUUGAUGCAAUGGCCUCUUCUGAUGUGUUUGAAGACAGUGACUAUGUACUCACAUAAAAUAAAUAAAUAAAUCCUAAAAUAAAUAAAUAAAAAUUAUUGACCGACUCCCCUUCAGGCUGGCAUCUUCUGCUGGGCCAGAUCACCAGCUUCUCUGCUCCCCUGAAGACACCAUAGCCUGAAGGCGUCCCUGAAGAACAGCUACACAUAGGAAACAGCUUGACUGCUCUCCUGACGAUGCAACAGUCUGAAGGCCUCUCAGGAGAUCUGCUGAAGCCAGGGUAACAGGUCACCUCUGGAGGCCCCACAGGAGAUCUGCUACAGCCAGGGCCACAGGCCUACCAGUAGACCUGAAGCAACACCAGGACACAAGAGGCAGGUUCUUGACAGACACCCAGACCAGCAAACACUGGCAUAACCAUGUGGCGAGAGGCAAGAACAAGACCAUAAGCAACAAAAGCCAGUAUACUUGGGCAUCAUCAGAACCCAGUUCUCCCAACAUAGCAAGCCCUGAAUACACCAACACACCUAAAAAUCAGGAAGCUGAUUUGAAAUCCUAUCUCAUGAAGAUAGUAGAGUCCUUUAAGGAGUAUAUAAAUAACUCAAUGAAAGAAAUACAGGUAAACAGGUAGAAGCCCUUAAGAGGAAACAAAUAGAUUCCUUAAAGAAAUACGGGAAAAUACAAACAGGUGAAGGAAUUGAACGAAGUGGUCUAAGACGUAAAAGUGGAAGUAGAAACAAUAAAGAAAACACAAAUAGAGGGAACCCUGGAAAUGGAAAAGAGGUCCAUUUCCUGACCUAGGAAAGAGCUCAGAAAUUACAAAUAUAAGCAUCACCAACAGAAUACAAGAGAUAGAAGAGAAAAUCUCAGGUGUUAAAGCAACUUUAGAAGAAAGAAAAUUCAAAACAUAAAAAACUCCUAACAAAACAUCCAGGAAAUCCAGGACACAAUAAGAUGAUCAAACCUAAGGAUACUAGGUAUAAAAGAGAGCAAAGAGAUUCCCAACUUAAAGGGCCAGUAAAUAUCGUCAACAAAAUUACAGAAGAAAACUCCCCUAACCUAGAGAAAGAGAUGCCCAUGAACAUACAAGAAGCCUACAGAACUACAAAUAGACUGGACCAGAAAAGAAAUUCCUCCUGUCACAUAAUAGUUAAAACACCAAAUGUACAGAGCAAAGAAAGAAUAUUAAAAUUUGCAAGGGAAAAGGGCCAAGUAAUGUAUAAGGGCAGAGCUAUCAGAAUUACAUCAGACUUAGCAACAAAGACACUAAAAGACAGAAGAGCCUGGACAGAGGUCAUGCAGACUCUAAGAGAACACAAAUGUCAGGCCAGGCUACUAUACCCUGCAAAACUAUAAAUCAUCAUAGAUGAGAAACCAAAAUAUUCCAGGACAAAACCAAAUUCAAACAAUAUCUAGCUACAAACCCAGCCCUACAGAGGAUUCUAGAAGGAAAACUCCAACACAAGGAGGGUACCUACACCAAAAAAAAAAAAAAAAAAAAGAUAGGGCUGGAGAGAUGGCUCAGCAGUUAAGAGCACCCAACUGCUCUUCCAGAGGUUAUGAGUUCAAUUCCCAGCAACCACAUGGUGGCUCACAACCAUCUGUAAAGAGAUCUGAUGCCCUCUUCUGGUGUAUCUGAAGACAGCUACGGUGUACUUAGAUAUAUAAUAAAUAAAAUAAAUCUUUAAAAAAAAAAGAUAUUAAUUAUCUCAUAACAAAGCCAAAAGGAGAGAAUCACAUAUACACAUAAUGCCACCUACAAAAACAAAUGUAACAGGAACUAACAACCAUCGGUCAUUAAUAUCUCUCAAUAUUAAUGGACUCAACUGACCUAUAAAAAGACAUAAGCUAACAGACUGGAUAUGCAAACAAGAUGCAGCAUUUUGCUGCAUACAAGAAAUACACUACCUCAGAGUAAAAGAAAAAAAGUCCUCCAGCAAACGAUCCUGAAGAAUCAAGCUGGAGUUGACAUUCUGUUAUCCAAUAAAAUAGACUUUCAACCAAAAAUUAUCAAACAAGAUGAGAAAGGACACUUCAUAUUCAUCAAUGGAAAAAUCCAUCAAGAGAAAGUCUCAAUUCUGAGCAUCUAUGCCCCAAAUGCAAGGGCACCCACAUUCAUAAAAGAAACUUUACUAAAGCUCAUAUCACACAUUGAACCCCACACAAUAAUAGUGUGAGACUUCAACACCCCACACUCACUAAUGGAUAGGGCAUUAAAACAGAAACUACACAAAAACACAGUGAAAAUAAAAGAGGUUAUGAAACAAAUGGAUUUAACAGAUAUGUACAGAGCAUUUGACCCUAAAAUAAAAAAAAAUACACUUUCAUAUCAGCACCUCAUGGUACCUUCUCCAAAACUGACCAUUAUAUAAUCAACCACAAAACAACAUUCAAUGGAUACAAGAAGUUUGAAAUAAUCCCAUGCAUCCUAUCAAAUCCCAUGGCUUAAGGCUGGUCUUUAACAAUGACAAAAACAAUAGAAAACCCAUAUACCCAUGGAAACCGAACAACUCUCUAUUCAAUGAUAACUUGGUCAGGGAAGAAAUAAAGAAAUUAAAGGAAUUCAAUGAAAGCGAGGACAGAGUAUAUCCAAAAUUAUGGGACACAAAGUAGUGCUAGAAGGAAAAUUUGUAGCACUAAGUAAAGAAAUUGGAGAGAUCCUGCAUUAGCAACUUAGCACACCUGAAAGCUCUAGAACAAAAAGAAGCAAACACACCCAAGAGGAAUAGAUGGCAGGAAACAGCCAAACUCAAGGCUGAAAUCAACCAAAUAGAAAUGAAGAGAACUAUACAUAGAAUCAGCAAAACCAAGAGCUGGUUCUUUGAGAAAAUCAACAAGCUAGAUAAACUUCUAGUUAAACAAACUACAGGGCCCAGAAAUGGUAUUCAAAUCAACAAAAUCAGAAAUAAAAAGGGAGACAUAAUACAGAAACUGAGGAAAUUUAAAAAAAUCAGAUUCUACUACAAAAGCCUAUACUCAACAAAACUGGAAAAUCUAGAUGAAAUGGAUGAAUUUCUCGAAAGAUACUAUAUACCAAAGUUAAAUCAAGAGCAGCUAAACUAUCUAAACAGGCCGAUAUCCCCUAAGGAAAUAGAAGUCAUUAAAAACCUCCACACCAAAAAAAAAAAAAAAAAAAAAUGCCCAGGGCCAGGUAGAUUUAGUGCUUAAUUCUACCAGACCUUCAAAGACGACCUGAUACCAGUAUUCCUCAAACCAUUCCAUAAAAUAGAAACAGAAGGUACACUACCUAAUUCAUUCUGUGAGGCCACAAUUACUCGGAUACCUAAAUCACACAAGGACCCAAGAAAAAAGAGAACUUCAGACCAAUUUCACUUAUGAAUAUCAAUGUGAAAAUACUCAAUAAAAUUCUUCCAAGCCGAAUCCAAGGAUACAUCAAAGCCAUCAUUAAACAUGAUCAAGUAGGCUUCCUCUCAGGGAUGCAAGGUUGGUUCAAUGUAUGAAAAUCCAUCAACGUAAUUCACUAUAUAAACAAACUCAAAGAAAACAAUCACAUCAUCGUCUCCUUAGAUGCUGAAAAAGCACUUGACAAAAUACAACACCCCUUCAAGUAUUGGAGGGAUCAGGAAUUCAAGGCCCAUACCUAAACAUAACAAAAGCAAUUUACAGAAAACCAACAGCCAACAUCAAAUUAACUGGAGAGAUACUUGAAACAAUCCCACUAAAAUCAGGGACAAGACAAGGAUGCCCACUCUCCCUAUAUCUAUUCAAUAUAAUACUCAAAGUUCUAGCUAGAGCAGUAGACAACCAAAGGGGAUCAAGGGGAUAUAAAUUGGCAAAGAAAUUAAGGUAUCACUUUUUGCAGAUGAUAUGAUAGUAUACAUAUGAGACCCCAAAAACUCUGCCAGAGAAUUUUUACAGCUGAUAACUUCAGCAAAAUGGCUAGAUAUAAAAUUAACUCAAAUAAAUCAGUAGCCUUCCUUUAUACAAAUGAUGGAUGGGCUGAGAAAGAAAUUAGGGAAACAAUACCCUUCACAGUAGUCACAAAUAAUAUAUAAAGUAUCUUGGGGUAACUUUAACCAAACAAGUGAAAGAUCUGUAUUACAGAACUUCCAGACUCUCAAGAAAGAAAUGAAGGUUCAGGUCCUUAAUAAAACCAAACCUACUGGAAACACUGUGUGACACAGUCAAGCAAAUGAAAACAAUUUCAAUAGCUUCAUCUAAUCAGCAGAACAGAUGUUUGUAGCAGGCUGAAUUGCUAAAGCUAAUUUCUCUCUAAAAUGAUAGGAACAAAUUACUUUUGUUCAAAACACAUAUGUCUGAGUUAGGGUUUUACUGCUGUGAACAGACACCAUGAGCAAGGCAACCCUUAUAAGGGCAACAUUUCAUUGGGGCUGACUUACAGGUUCAGAGGUUAUGUGCAUUAUCAAGGUGGGAACAUGGCAGCAUCAAGGCAGGCAUGGUUCAGGAGGAGCUAGGAGUUCUACAUCUUAUCUAAGGGCCUCUAGGAGAAGACUGGCUUCCAAGGUAGCUACGAUGAGGGCCUUAAAGCCUGUGCUCACAGUGACACACUUCCUCCAACAAGGCCAUGCCUACUCCAACAAGGCCAUGCCUACUCCAACAAGGCCACACCUCCUAAUGGUUGCCACGCCUUGGGCCAAGGAGAUACAAGCCAUCAUACCAGCCAUGAUAAGCUGGUGUGGUAGCAUGUGCCUGUAAUUAUAAGGUAAGAGAAGGUAUAAGGUAUAAGGGUGGCCUACAAAUCAAUUUCCAGGCAAGCCACAGUGAUGUAGGUAAGCCCUGUCACAAGCAAACAAAACCCUCAAAAGUGUCCCGUCUCUGCCUCUGCUUGCAGCUUAAGAUGUGAUUUCUCCAGCUGCUCUACCACCAUGCUUCUACUCCAUCACCACAGACUCUUAACCCUCUGAAACCAUAAGCCAACGGAACGCCUCCUAUAAUUCUUCAUGGCAUUUUUAUUCCAGCAAUAAAAAUGUGACCAAGCUGUCCAUCCCAAUCUGAAAAUCAGGCUUGGUAAUUGUGAAUACUGACUUAAUGACAGUAAAAUUUCCAAUAGAAUCCCACUACAUUUCCCAGUUCUACUCUCCUGCCACCAAAGCACAUUCACAGUUACCUGAAAAUGAUUCAGAGACUGCGUCCACUGUCCAUUAAUUAAAAAAGCACACUUAAGACAUGGCCAACUGAAUGUUCCCUCCCACAGUCAGAUCCUGACAGUUGGCCCCUGUGAGUAAGUAUACAGUAGAAAGGACCUUGUGUCUCUGAUCACAUGUAGGAUUUGUGAUGACAGGGUCAGCCUGGUUCAUGUGGAGAUGUACAACACUGGUUCUCAACUUUCCUAAUGCUACGACCCUUUCAUACAGUUCCUCACGUUGUAGUGAUCCCCUACCAUAAAAUUACUUUCAUGACUACUUCAAAACUGUAAUUUUGUUCCUGUUAUGAAUUGUAAUGUAAAUAGAGAUUUGCCAAUACAGAUUUUGUAGGGGGUCACAGCCAACAGGUCGAGAACUGCUGCUGGUCUACAAGGAACCAGCCCCCCUAGUAUCUUGGUUUUAACCCUAAAAUCAUUUUGCAUUCUGGCUUCCCAAAAUUCCAUAGGAUAAAUUGUGUUGUAGGUAAGUCGUGAAGACUGUGUUCACUUACAGCAGCAAGAGGCAACUCAAGGGAACGAACAGCAGCUAUAUCUGCUCUCACUUGGCAUUAUUUCAGGUUGCUUUUAUGAGCAAAGCUUGUCUUACCUAGCAACAGUUGUUAAGUAAGUUGACAACUUAAUGCUGGACCCUGGGAGGGAGAAACUACUCAUCUCUGUCCAACCCAGUGCUCAACCUUGAGAGGCAGAGGCUGGUAAAACCAUUCUUUAGACAAACAGCCACUGCCAAGUCACGAUGAAUUGUUUAGUUCUUGCCAGGCUCUAGUAGAAUCUUGAAGCCCUGCCCCUCCCCCCUCCAGCUAUAGACGUCUAGCUUCUCUUGAAACCAUCAUUAUUUUUUUUUCUGAUCCUGAUAUUAUUUUAACUAUAAGUAGUAAAAGAUAUCAGAGAUUUAACUAUGAUCAGAAAUCCAGAUUUUACUAAUUUUGUUUGCUGUGCUGUUUGCAAUAAAAUAAUUCCACCAGCCCCUUUCGGGGAGACCUUCAAACGGAUCCAUGAGUACAAGCCAUUUAAGACACGCUUCUACACUCACAAAGAUAUCCUGGAAAUUGGGGACAGUAUUCUGAACCAAGAAGAGCAGUUUCAAGAGGCUGCGCUCAAGGAAACCAUUAAAAAAGCGGAAGCCAAAGUGUGGGAAAAGGCUGAAACGCUCCAAAGACAAGCAGUGGAUCAAGCACUUGAAGAUGCAGAUGCCAGACACAAAUUUGAAAUUCGAGUUCUGGAAGAACAACAUCAAAAAGACUUAAAGGCUCUAGAAGCUAAAACCAAGGUGGAGAUGAUUCAGCAGAUGGAUGACGAGCUGAAGAGGGAGCACACGGCUGCGGAACAGCGCAUGGUCCAUCGGAUCCAGAGGAUCAUGAUGGAGUGUCACCGGGAGAAGAUGGAGGCCGUGCAGAAAGCCAGGGAAGAGGAGAGAGAGAUUGCGCAGAAAGUUAUCGAGGACCAGAGAAGCAUAGUCCUGGAGGAACUUGUGACUACUGGUGUAACAGCUAUUAAAGACCAGAAGGCCAGCUUGGGUCAGUUGAUCAAAGCAAAGGAGCAUGAAAUGAAUGUCUACUACGGCAUUGCUCAAAGGCAGAAGCAAGAAGAAGUGCAAGAAGUGCUUCAAGAGAAAGAAAAAACACACCAGGCCACCCUUGACAAUGUGAUGGGCAAACUGGUCAAUACCCAGGGGGAGCUGCUGUCGGUGGCAAAGCAACUGGGAAUCAUGACAAACUGGAAAGAUUUUCUGGAGGAGGAAUUACAGGAAACCAGGGCCGCAUUUCAGAAGUAUAUCAAUUACACCUUUCCCAAGCUCACCCCGGGACAUGCCGACUUCAUUCUGCCAGAAAGAAAGAAAACGCCUUCCAGGCUUGCUAAGGAAACUGAUAAGAGUACUGAUUAGAGGUCAUUGGCCAAAAGGCCACUAGAAAAGACGUCAUUCCGAAACUAAAUAAAUGUACUCAAAACCGACUGUCA